Messenger RNA from Mauremys mutica (yellowpond turtle), 1889 nucleotides. RefSeq names its product transmembrane protein 68-like. Gene Ontology annotation, molecular function: acyltransferase activity. Bases 579 to 1415 code for a protein of 278 amino acids. NCBI's taxonomy places the organism in Eukaryota, Metazoa, Chordata, Testudines, Geoemydidae. Gene Ontology annotation, cellular component: membrane. The record is from RefSeq and is a predicted model, not a curated record. The transcript is spliced from 5 exons.
GUGUUUGAAUUGAAGUGUUUGGGAAACUCCACUUGAGAUAACAAGAUUUGUGCAUAUCAUUUCUGUUAAUAGAAUGAUGGACUUUGUAUAAACCUGUAUUGUCCAGAGAGAGGCUGGACAGCAGAAGACGUACAUUUGUGGGGAAAAUCUGGGAUGGGAGUAUGCUGGUGUCACUCUACAGUUUAAUUCAGGUUGGUAAAAGCCUAGCUGUGGCUGGCAGGCUGCAAGUGCACACAGACAUAGCUGGGAGCGACUUACAUGCUGGAGGCUGUUUGUGAGCAGUCCUGAUGGGAAGCUACAGCCGCAAAGCAGUGUAAAGGGCACACCAGGCAGGCGUGAAACAGCUACUCGCCAGUCUAGAUUGUACUGUGGGAAGGUGACAAAUGCCAUUUACAGGUAAGAAUUUUCCCCCUGAUUUCUGACUCCUCUUAAAUCAUGGUCACAAUUACAAAAAUAAGAACAAUGACUCAAGACUGCACCAAUACUUUCAGCCUCUGUGGGCUGACAUAUGGUUCAGCGAUGCAGGAAAUCAAGAAUAAGGCUGCCAUUUUCUCACUGCAUUUUGAUUAUCAAGUGAAAUGUUUGACUAUCAGAACCAAGAGUUAAUUGUUACGCUAAAACUUACUCCUGGUGCAGCUUCCCCACAUAUCAUCAAGAGUUUCCACAACUCUAGUAAGGAGUUUAGGUUAUAUCACAGGCUGACUGGUAUAAAGCUAGUAUUGAAACUAUUGUACUUUGUACUCUUGACAGGUUAUGAGCUUCAUGGUAUGGAAAAAAUUCCGGAAGGACCAGGGCUUAUAGUUUAUUACCAUGGAGCCAUUAAUAUAGACUACUGCUACUUCGUCUCUAAUCUUUAUAUACAGACGGGAAGACUCUGUUACUCAGUAGUUGAUCACUUCUUUUCUAAGUUACCAGGAAUAGAACUGUUUUAUAACCUGUUUCCCGCAGUGCAUAGUGGAAGAGACGAAAGUGUUGAAAUUCUGAAGAAAGGCAACUUAUUGGGUGUCUCACCAGGUGGAACUCGAGAAGCAUUCUUUAGUGAUGAAAACUACAACCUCCUGUGGGGUAAUCGCAAAGGCUUUGCUCAAGUGGCCAUAGAUGCAAAAGUGCCCAUCAUCCCUUUGUUUACACAGAAUAUUCGGGAAGGAUAUAGGACAUUUGGAAAAAUAGGGUUUUUUAGGUGGUUCUAUGAAAAUUCUCGAUUGCUACUCAUUCCUAUGUAUGGAGGGUUCCCAGUCAAACUUCGCACAUAUGUUGGAGAUCCCAUUCCAUAUGAUCCAAAUAUAACCGCUACGGAACUAGUUGAAAAGACAAAGAUUGCCAUUGAAAAACUAAGAGACAGACACCAAAAACUACCAGGAAGUAUACUAAGAGCUCUGUUGGAACGAUUUGAUAAUCAUCAGAAAGAAGACUAGUGUAUUUAAAUAUUGUUAAAUAUUAAAAACUGUUAUUGUAACUUGUGGGAAGAAAAACUGUAGUUUUCUUAAAAGUACAAGAGACUGCAAACUACAUGUAUCAAUCAUUCAAUCAUAUCACUGCCUUAAAAUCUCUCUCUCAUCUAGUCUGGCAACUUCAAUCCAAAUAAUAAAAGAAAAGGAAAUUAAGAGGUUCAUUAUCCUGAGAGAAAUUGAUUAGAGAUUGUUAAACCAGAUGACAGCAGACAUUAUUCUGACAUAAAACUUAGAGCUUGUGUAGCAUUAGGAACACACUGCGGGGAGCUGAUUAUAGAGGGAGUCACCAUUAGAAAAUUUUGGUGUUUGGUCUGUUUCCAGUUGUUGAUAGGAGAAAGACAGCCCAUGUCCACACCAGAUGAGAGAGAGAUGAGGAGACAUUUUGGCUAUAACACACUUAACUGUAUUAUAAUAUUUAAUAAAGGUGCAAAUAAAUUU